Orussus abietinus is the source of this 861-nucleotide messenger RNA. RefSeq lists its product as uncharacterized. The coding region runs from base 35 to 526 and encodes 163 amino acids. The record is from RefSeq and is a predicted model, not a curated record. NCBI's taxonomy places the organism in Eukaryota, Metazoa, Arthropoda, Insecta, Hymenoptera, Orussidae. The transcript has 3 exons.
CGUAAACAACUGUAGCGUUCAAUUUGUAACAAAUAUGACUACUUUCCACUUUGUUUCAAUUUUCCUGUUAUUUGCGCCUCUAACAGGAUCUGCAAGUCCUAUUGGAAGUAUUACUACUGUGGGCACUAAUGGAUUUAACCUUGAUACGACGACUGCCGAACCAAAAACGCCGAGUGGGUCUUCUACGCCUGAACCUGUAACGGCCCCAUGUGGAGCGAAAACUAUUCCCUCCCAGUCUACUACUGCAGUUCCACAAGUGUCUUCGACUACAGUUACAACGAAACAAGUUAUCCCGAAUAAACUUCAUAAAGCGACAACUGCGGAAUCUAAAACAUCACCUGGAUAUCUUUCCCAUGAAACUACAACUGCCGUUCCGAUGGAAGCCCCCUGGUCUUGGCAGGAUCAGCGUUUCGAUGCUUUAAGUUUUGUCGGUGGUAUCGCUCUGGCAACUGGUGUGAUAGCAACAGGAGCAUUUUGUUGGAAACAAUAUAAUAAUUACAUAGAGAGAAUUUACCGAACGCUGUAAAGAUGUCCACAGAUACCUUGCGUAACAAUGUGCGUAAGCAUAAUGGUAAGAAUUGUCCAGAAUAUACCGAAUGGAUGAGUUGCAGAAUAUUGACAAUGAGUUAAAUGUUCUGCAAUUUCAUCGACCAGUUCUUAUCAUUAGGCUUACGUAAGAUAUAUGCGAAGGCUUUAACCAUUCCUUAGUACAAGUUCACCAUCUCAUUAGUAGCGAGUAGUGUAGUUAGUUAAACCAAUCGGUAGUUUUAAUAAUACUAUUUGUACAUGUAACUUUACUAGCGGCCUUCGGGGACGUUCCACUGAACAUGGAUAUUAAAAAUGUAUUUUUCUACUUUGUAA